AUGGAAAAGACACAACUGGUGUUUGGCCCCUAUCCGCCAUCCGCGCCCACUUCCUCCCUCGCCCAAGACCAAAUCUUCUUCGACUCCGCCGGCGGCUCCCAGGCCCUCGGCGCCGUCGCCGACGCCAUCGCCACCCACUUCCUCGCCUCCAACGUCCAGCUCGGCCCCACCUACGCCGCCGCCCGCCGCGCCCGCGCCAACUACGACGCCGCCUUCGCCGCCGCCGCCCGCUUCCUCAACUGCCGCCCGGACCAAAUCGUCUUUGGGCCCUCCACCACCCAGCUCCUGCGCAACGUCUCCCACGCCCUCGACUUUGACGACGCCAAUGAUGAUGCCGACGAUGCGCCGUCCUCCUCCAAGCGCGACGAAAUCAUCCUCUCCGCCAUCGACCACGAAUCCAACAUUGCCCCCUGGCUCGCCCUCGCCCACCGCCUCCACCUCCGCGUAACCUGGUGGAACCCCACCACCUCCUCCUCCUCCUCCCUCCUCACCACCCUCGCCGACCCUUCCGCCCCCGCCACCGGCAUCGCCGCCCUCGUCUCCCCGCACCCUCCUCGUCUACGGCCCCCACAUCUCCACCCUCUACGCCUCCCCGCGCCUUUUCCCCGCCUCCGGUCCCUCGGCCACUUUUUUCACGACCCCGCCACCCUCGAGGGCAAGCUCGGCCUCGCCGCCGCCUCCUACGAACUCCUCCAGGCCGUCCCCGCCGUCGUCGACUACCUCGGUGGCCCCGACGGGCCCCAUCGCCGCGCCGCCGACGCGAACCAGACGGCCGUCCUCCGGCCCUUCCUCGCCUACCUCGCCGCUAGCCCCGACAAGUUUACCGUCUACGGCGGCACCGACCUCCACCCUGCCCGCCUCCCCGUUGUUAGCUUCUCCGUCGCCGGGUGGAGCUCUCGGCGCGUGGUCGAGGAGGUGGAAAAGGUUAGCAACAUUGGCAUCCGCUGGGGUCACUUUUACGCCCCGAGGCUGGUGGGCGAGAUCUUGGGCCGGUUGGAAGACGGGCUCGACGGCAUCAUCCGGGUGAGCUUUGCUCAUUAUAAUUCGGUUGAGGAAGUCGAGAGGCUCAUUACCGUGCUUGAUUCCGUCCUCUCUCAGCCUGCGCCAACAUCGAAUGCGUGA
Messenger RNA from Parascedosporium putredinis, 1122 nucleotides. The record is from the annotation of a GenBank genome assembly. NCBI's taxonomy places the organism in Eukaryota, Fungi, Ascomycota, Sordariomycetes, Microascales, Microascaceae.